AUGGAGGAAGCUAGUUUGUGCCUUGGUGUUUCUUCAGCUGUGCCAGAAGCUGACACCCAUCUCAACAGCACCAUACUCAAUGGGCAGUAUUCAAUGAGCCAGAAGCUGCACCAGAUCACUUCCCAGCUGAGCCAUGCCUUCCCAGAGCUGCAGAACAGGCAGAAUCCAGAGGAGAAGGUGUCAGAAGACAAAAGCCACCUGUCCAUAGCGAACCAGCCCAUCAGCAGUCAGAUGGCACUGUUGGCCAACCAGCUCAACAGAGAGGUCGAUACCAGUUUGAAUGGGCGCGUGGACCUGCAGCAGUUCUUGAAUGGGCAGAACCUUGGGAUCAUGUCUCAGAUGAGCGACAUAGAGGAUGACGCCAGGAAGAACAGGAAGUACCCGUGUCCCCUCUGCGGGAAACGCUUCCGCUUUAACAGCAUCCUGUCGCUACACAUGCGCACCCACACUGGAGAGAAACCGUUCAAGUGUCCAUACUGUGACCACAGAGCAGCUCAGAAAGGCAACCUGAAGAUACACCUGCGUACUCAUAAGCUUGGCAACCUUGGCAAGGGCCGUGGAAGAGUCCGAGAAGAAAACAGACUUUUACAUGAGCUGGAGGAGAGAGCUAUUCUUCGGGACAAACAGAUGAAGAGCAGCCUUUUGCAGCCACGACCUGAUGUGAAAGCACAGCACCACACCCAGCCAAUGCCUCUUGCAAACUGUAACUUGUCCGUGCCAGCUAAUCACAGCACACCCGAUAUUUCAAACCCUGUUCCCUCUCCAAAGCCAGUCAGCGUCCCGGAAGAAGCCGUCGCUCAGACGGCUGGGUUCCGGUGCACGUUCUGUAAAGGCAAGUUCAAGAAGCGAGAAGAGCUGGACAGGCACAUAAGGAUCCUGCACAAGCCUUACAAGUGCACCCUGUGUGACUUUGCCGCCUCGCAGGAGGAGGAGCUGAUUAGCCACGUGGAGAAGGCUCACAUAACUGCAGAGUCAGCACAGGGCCAGGGCUCCAACGGCAGCGGGGAGCAGUCCACCAAUGAGUUCCGCUGUGAGGUGUGUGGCCAAGUGUUCAGCCAAGCCUGGUUCCUGAAAGGCCACAUGAGAAAGCACAAGGAUUCCUUUGAACACUGCUGUCAGAUCUGUGGAAGGAGAUUCAAAGAGCCUUGGUUUCUUAAGAAUCACAUGAAAGUACACCUGAACAAGCUAUCUGUAAAGAACAAAUCUCCCAACGAUCCCGAAGUACCCGUCUCCAUCGGCAGCAUGUCCCAGGAAGCUCACGCAAACUUAUAUUCGAGAUAUCUGUCGUGUUUGCAAAGUGGGUUUCUGCCUCCUGACAAAGCAAGCUUAAGUGAACAGAAUCAAAUCUAUAACAAAGGAGAUGUGCCCAUGAAAGAGAAAGAAGUUCUGGGGAAGCUUCUUUCACCCAUUUCUGGCAUUGGCCACAGUAUUGCCGAAGGGGACAAACAUUCUUUAUUGGGCUGUCUCAAUCUGGUGCCUCCUCUGAAAUCCAGCUGUAUAGAAAGGUUGCAAGCUGCCGCCAAAGCAGCCGAGAUGGAUCCAGUAAACAGCUAUCAGGCCUGGCAGCUUAUGGCAAGGGGAAUGGCCAUGGAACAUGGCUUUUUGUCUAAAGAGCAGCAGAUACAGCGCAGCCAUGAAGACACUUUGGCAAAUGCUGGAGUUAUGUUUGAUAAGGAGAAGCGGGAGUAUGUGUUAGUAGGAGCAGAUGGCUCUAAGCAGAAAAUGCCUGCUGAUUUGGUUCACAGCACUAAAAUGGGCAAUCAGAGAGACUUGCCAAACAAACUAGACCCUUUAGAAGGCAGUAGAGAUUUUUUGUCACAUGGUAUGAACCAGGGACUCGAUUACAACUUACAAAGUCAUGGAAAUGUGAAAGAAAAGCCAACUGAGUGCCCGGACUGCGGAAGGGUUUUCAGAACAUACCACCAAGUGGUCGUUCACUCCAGGGUCCACAAAAGAGACAGGAAAGGAGACGAUGAAAUAAUUCAAGGUAGUCUUGAUGAGCGACGUGGGUCUGGAAGUGAUCAAGAGUCUCAGUCUGUCAGCAGGUCGACAACACCAGGCUCCUCUAACAUAACUGAAGAAAGCGGAGUAGGUGGGGGUCUUUCGCAGACGGGGAGUGCCCAGGAGGACAGCCCACAUCCUUCCUCACCCUCCUCUUCAG
Messenger RNA from Merops nubicus (carmine bee-eater), 2161 nucleotides. It is a transcript of the gene ZNF536, whose product is annotated as zinc finger protein 536. Gene Ontology annotation, biological process: regulation of DNA-templated transcription. The transcript has a single exon. Gene Ontology annotation, cellular component: nucleus. The annotation marks the transcript as partial. The record is from RefSeq and is a predicted model, not a curated record. Gene Ontology annotation, molecular function: DNA-binding transcription factor activity, RNA polymerase II-specific; RNA polymerase II cis-regulatory region sequence-specific DNA binding. Lineage: Eukaryota; Metazoa; Chordata; Aves; Coraciiformes; Meropidae.